UUACGAAUAAAAAAAGAACAAUUUGUAAUAAACUCUGUCAACUUUUAUUCUGUUUGGUCAUUUAUUUUUUUCUAAUUAAUUAUAGAGUAGAGUUGAUUUAUUUAAAGAUAGUUUAAUUGUGAAAAUAUGUCUUCAAAACAACAUUGUCUAACCUGUACAGGUCACACGAGGCCAGUUGUCUUUCUUAAUUUCAGUAAUAUUACUCAAAAUGGUAAAUAUUACCUAAUCUCUGCAUGCAAAGAUGGUAAACCAAUGUUGAGGCAAGGUGAAACUGGUGAUUGGAUUGGUACCUUUGAUGGACACAAAGGAGCAGUUUGGGGGGUUGCUCUCAAUAGUCAGGCUAAUAGAGCUGCCACUGGAGCUGCUGAUUUUACUGCCAAAAUUUGGGACUGUGCCAAGGGAGCUGAACUAAUUACUUUCUCACAUUCUCAUAUCGUCAAGUCCGUUGCAUUCAGUUCAGAUGACUCAAAACUUGUCACGGCUAGCAAUGAGAAAUUAAUAAGGAUUUAUGAUCUUACAAAACCAGAAGCCGCGCCAACCGUAAUUAGUGGACAUACAGCGCCAAUAAAACAUGUAAUGUUUCUUAAUAACGACAAUUGGUUAAUAUCUGCGUCCGAGGAUAAAACUAUUCGAUUAUGGGACUGUAAAAGCUCCAAAGAAAUCUAUUGCUUAGCAUUUCCAAACAUUCCAAAUGAUAUCGAACUUUCAAGUGAUAAAAAUAUACUCACUGUUGCCUCUGGAAACUGUGUGGGCUUCUACGAGCUAACCUGCUUCACUAAAAUUAAAGAAUACAUUGCUCCAACUGAUGUCUACACUGCAACCUUGUCUCCUGACCAAUCAGUUUUCGUUUGUGCUGGAUUGGACUUCACAAUGUACAAAUAUCAAUUCAACAAUGGAGAAGAAUUAGAUUCUUUUAAAGGACAUUUUGGUCCAUUACAUUGUACCCGAUUUUCUCCUGAUGGUGAACUUUAUGCAAGUGCUAGCGAAGACGGGACUAUUCGUUUAUGGCAAACUUAUGUUGGUAAAAAUUAUGGUCUUUGGAAAUACGAACAAUAAUGGAAUUCCAAUCUUUUAGUGCAAAAUUUCGAUUAAUUUUGUUCAUUAAUUGAACUCGAUCUCAAGAUCUAAUCAGCAACUUUGAAACAAAGAGUACAACAAAUGAUCUUUUGCAAAUUUGGUUGUUUAAAGUUCAAAACAUAAUUUAAAAUUAUUAAUGCGUUCCACUAUUUCAGUGAUCUCUUCGUCUACUUAAUUUCACAAUUACUUUUCUACCAAAUUAAGGAAAAUUCCUGUCCAAAAAUAAAUCAAACCAAAAAACAUUUUUAUAAUUUUUUCAGAAAAAUAUCAUGUUCCAAGAAUACAUUCACAAGUCAAAUAACUCUUUCAAACGUAUUAUUCAUCAUGUCUCAAUUUUUCACUUAAAUCUCUAUCCAUAAAAAAAAUUAAAUUGUAUUUCCAAUUGUC
Messenger RNA from Tetranychus urticae (two-spotted spider mite), 1464 nucleotides. Its product is annotated as serine-threonine kinase receptor-associated protein. Gene Ontology annotation, cellular component: SMN complex. Gene Ontology annotation, biological process: spliceosomal snRNP assembly. The record is from RefSeq and is a predicted model, not a curated record. Gene Ontology annotation, molecular function: RNA binding; protein binding. NCBI's taxonomy places the organism in Eukaryota, Metazoa, Arthropoda, Arachnida, Trombidiformes, Tetranychidae.